Cynara cardunculus var. scolymus (artichoke) is the source of this 555-nucleotide messenger RNA. RefSeq lists its product as uncharacterized. Lineage: Eukaryota; Viridiplantae; Streptophyta; Magnoliopsida; Asterales; Asteraceae. Gene Ontology annotation, biological process: DNA repair; telomere maintenance. Gene Ontology annotation, molecular function: DNA helicase activity. The record is from RefSeq and is a predicted model, not a curated record. The coding region runs from base 1 to 555 and encodes 184 amino acids. The transcript has a single exon.
AUGGCUAAGAGGCAAGCGGUGGAGGUGCUUGAUCGAACAAUGCAUGACAUCACAGGGGUAACACUACCAUUCGAUGGAAAAAUAAUGGUUAUGGAAGGUGAUUUUAGACAGGUCUUACCGGUCGUGAGACGUGAAACCCGUGCACAGAGCCUACGAAUGUCACCUCUUUGGUCUUCAAUUAAAAAAAUACGUUUAACUCUCAAUAUGAGAGCACAAAGUGAUCCAUGGUUUUCAAAUUUUCUAUUACGAGUGGGUGAUGGAAAUGAAGACAUGAUGGAAGAAAACUUUAUACGUAUUCCCGAUAACAUGACCAUUGCCUAUACUGAUAAAGAUAAACCAAAACAUGAUUUAAUUGACGCAAUAGUUCCAAAUCUGCAAAUCAACGGAGCAGAUUCAAACUAUAUUAUUUCGAGGGUGAUAUUAUCAACAAAAAAUGAGAAUGUCGAUAAGAUUAAUGAUCAGUUGAUUGAUAGAUUCUGCGGCGAUGAAAAAGUUUACUACAGUUUGAUGAAGCAGAAGAUGACAGAAAUAACUUCUAUCCAAUGGAGUUAUUAA